CACACCAGUCCUUUUUCUGCAAAUAUGCAUGGUUAACUCUUCCAAGACUACAUUUUUACUCAAGAAAUGCCUCCAGAAAAUCCAUUUUCACCUCCCCUAACACCUCUUCCUGUUUUUCCCACCACCUACCUCAUACCCCCACCCCCACCACCCUCCUCCAACCAUCACCAUUCUCAUUCUCCUCUCAUCCCACCAUUCAUAGCUGCUGCUUUUGCCUUAACUUUCUUCAUUGUUGCUGCUAUCAUUUACCGGAAAGUGUCACGCAACAGGACUGUUCCUGCAGAUCUGAAGUCACCUCCACCACCUCACAAGUUUACCUACUCUGUCCUCCGCCGUGCUACGGGGUCAUUUACAGCUGCUAAUCGUCUUGGACAAGGUGGAUUUGGGUCUGUUUACAAAGGUGUUCUUCCAUCUGGACAGGAGGUAGCCGUGAAGCUCAUGGAUGCUUCCGGCUCCCUCCAGGGCGAGAGAGAGUUUCACAAUGAACUCACUCUCGCCUCGAGGAUAGACACUACGUCUUGCCAUUACGUAGUGCCUAUCCUCGGAUUCUCCUCCGAUGAACAUAGUUAUAAACACCACUGUUCUAGUCGGCGGAGGAGAAGAUUAGUUCUUGUUUAUGAGUAUAUGCAUAAUGGGAGUCUGCAAGAUGCUUUGUUAGAUCGAAAGUGUCCUGAGUUAAUGCAAUGGAGAAAGAGAUUUGAUAUUAUAAGUUCCAUUGCAAAGGGUGUUGAGUAUCUUCAUUACUCGUGUGAUCCUCCUAUAGUACAUGGGGAUAUCAAGCCCUCUAAUAUAUUGUUGGAUUACCAUUUUGAUGCAAAAAUAGCUGACUUUGGCCUAGCACAGUCUUUGAUUAAAGAUGAUCAAGUUGUUGAGUCUUUCAUUGAAGAUGAGGAGAAAGUUGAAAAGGGGGCAAAAGGAGAAGUUUUUGAGAAUGUGGAGGAAAAUGGGUCGAUUCUUGAAGGAAAUGAGAGUGUGGUCACAGAUGAGGUUGUGAUCAAUGUGGAUCAGUUGCCGGAGAGUUGUUGUGUGAGGGUGUUGGAUGGGGAAGUGGGAGGGGUGUCACCUGAGGUGGGAGUUCCAUCAGAGGGGAUCGAAAAGACUAGUGUUUCUGAGGGUUUUUUCGACGGGGUUAGUGUGGAUAGUGGAGUUUUGAAAGGGAUUGGGAGGGGAACUAGUCAAUCAGGUAGAGAUUGGUGGUGGAAACAGGACAAUGUGAAUGGUGGAUCAGAUUCUGGUAGGAUUAAGGACUAUGUGAUGGAAUGGAUUGGUAGUGAGAUCAGAAAAGAGAGGCCUAAGAAGGAUUGGAUCGCAACCACGAGUGCAGCAGAAGACAUUGCCAAAGGGGGGCAACAGAAGCAAAGAAAGAAGCUUGAAUGGUGGGCAUCUUUGGAUGAGGAGAGAACGAAGAGAGAAAAGAAGAAUAGGAAGCCAAGAGAAUGGUGGAAGGAAGAGUUCUGUGAGGAGUUAGCCAAGAAAAAGAAGAAAAGGGAUCUCAAAAGUGGAGAAAUGUGGUGGCAAAGGGAUGAAGAGGUAGCACCAGAAAGAAAGAGGAGGAAAAGCAAGGGAAGUAGGAGCAGCAUUGAUUGGUGGGUUGAUAGUUUCAGUGGCGAGUUUCGGAUGGGAAGACGAAGUAGUCAAGAUUUUCCCAGUGGAGAUAUUCCCAAGAGUGGAGGUGUGAGUAGCACCCCUAGUAUGAGAGGAACAGUUUGUUACAUCGCUCCAGAGUAUGGCGGUGGAGGGCAGCUCUCAGAGAAAUGCGACGUGUACAGUUUUGGCGUUUUGUUAUUGGUUUUGGUCUCAGGGAGAAGGCCACUCCAAGUUACAGCUUCUCCUAUGUCAGAAUUUGAGAGGGCUAAUCUGGUUUCCUGGGCUAGGCAGCUUGCUCAUUCAGGCAAGCUUUUGGAUCUUGUUGAUCCCAAUAUUCAGUUACUUGAUAGAGAACAAGCAUUGCUUUGCAUCACUAUUGCACUACUCUGUUUACAGAGAUCACCUAACAAGCGCCCAACAAUGAAAGAGAUUGUUGGGAUGCUUUGUGGGGACUCUGAGCCACCCCAUUUGCCGUUUGAGUUUUCCCCUUCACCACCCUCCAAUUUCCCUUUCGAGUCACGGAAAAAGGCCCGGUGAGUUCACGAGUGCUCGAUUUACCAUUUCACUGUUCAAUGUAAUCUUCAUGUAUUAUUGUGUAGAAAUUGUUAGAAGAAAAGCAAAAUGUCAUAAUUUUC
Molecule: messenger RNA, 2222 nt
Organism: Solanum verrucosum
Lineage: Eukaryota; Viridiplantae; Streptophyta; Magnoliopsida; Solanales; Solanaceae
Product: receptor-like serine/threonine-protein kinase At2g45590
Exons: 1
Coding region: 67-2124 (685 amino acids)
Biological process (GO): protein phosphorylation
Molecular function (GO): ATP binding; protein kinase activity
Source: RefSeq, a predicted model, not a curated record